This is a messenger RNA of Racocetra persica, 329 nucleotides long. The record is from the annotation of a GenBank genome assembly. NCBI's taxonomy places the organism in Eukaryota, Fungi, Glomeromycota, Glomeromycetes, Diversisporales, Gigasporaceae.
AUCUCACCCAGAUCACGUUUGAACUCUAUGAACGUCAUCGUGGUUUAUCUGGUGAUAAGGAUAAGGAAUAUUCUUUGCGUGUGGCAUUUAGUCCCGGAGCCCAUGACCCAAAUAUCUUGGAUUUACAACUAGAUGCUCGGCAUUGUAUGAUUGUAGCACCAAGAAAAAAUCUUACGGACCACUUACCCCUGGAUGAAGCACUCUCAUAUUAUAAAACUAAAGUUUAUAGUCCACCAGCAAGUGUCAUAGCGGAGCCGGUUAAACAGAAUGUUCGCGAAUCACUUUCGUCGUCACCUUUUUUUGGAUUUCAACUUAGCAAAUCCAUUUAA